AGACAGUAUUUUGUUGAUGUUGUCGUUGGUAACCAAUUGAUGAAAUUUUGUUUAUUAGCAACAUUUUUGACGUGCUUUGCACUGAUAGCUCCUCUCGGACCCGUCAUGGCAUCACCCAAACUUUUAAGUCUUGAAUUUGAGGUUUUCGGCAGAGUGCAAGGCGUUUUCUUUAGAAAAUACACGCAAAAGCAAGGCAAAGAACUUGGUCUUCGAGGGUGGUGUAUGAACACGCCACAAGGUAGCGUCCUCGGUCAGCUUGAAGGAGAAGCGUCCCAAGUGGAAAAGAUGAAAAAUUGGCUCAGGAAAACUGGAAGUCCUAAAUCAAGAAUUGACAAAGUGGAUUUCAGAGGAGAGAAAACAGUACCAGAGUACUCAUUUGUUGACUUUUCUGUCCGCCGUUGAAGAUAAGGCACGCAUAAUUGAACCUUUUUAAAUCAUUAACUUAUGAGUUGCUGAAAUGCCCACUUAAAUAAGACUGAGAUAAUGACUGAAAAGAGUGACACUGACUUUCUACAUUUAAAAUUCCAAAACUGGAAUGGCUUGCCAUCCAUUGUGAUAGUGAUACAAAUUUGCUGUCCUGUCAAGUUUUAUGCAAACAAUCAAUAAAAUAAGCAAAACAGUCAA
This is a messenger RNA of Thrips palmi, 624 nucleotides long. RefSeq names its product acylphosphatase-1-like. The coding region runs from base 40 to 402 and encodes 120 amino acids. The transcript is spliced from 4 exons. Gene Ontology annotation, molecular function: acylphosphatase activity. The record is from RefSeq and is a predicted model, not a curated record. Lineage: Eukaryota; Metazoa; Arthropoda; Insecta; Thysanoptera; Thripidae.